AUGGAGGAGGUCUUGGAGAGGCAAGAGCGAGAAAUAAGAGAAAGAAGGCGUAGACGAGCUGCAAGCAAAAGAGCCCAGAGAGAUCUAGAUCAGCAACUUGUCAUGGCUGUGGCUUUGCUUGAUGAAGAAAACCAGAGCAGUCGUGGUUCACAUGAAGGCCGUGCAGCAAAUGUUGACAGACAUAGGCAUUCUCGGGGUAAGAAUCUUAUGGAAGAUUAUUUUAUCCCAACAUCUCUGUACUCUGAUGUUCAUUUUCGAGGGCGAUAUAGAAUGCAACAACAUUUGUUCAAUAAAGUCAUGCAUGAUAUUUGCAAUUAUGAUGAAUACUUUGUGCAAAAGAGAAAUUGUGCUGGUGUUUUGGGACUGCUUCCCGAACAAAAGUUAACAGCUGCUAUACGAAUGUUGGCGUAUGGUGCAUCUGCUGAUCAGGUGGAUGAGAUUGCUCGGAUGGGUAAGUCCACUGCUUUGGAGAGUUUGGUUAGAUUUUGCGAUGCAGUCGAAAAUCUGUACACCAGGGACUACCUGCGCAGACCUACGCCCAGGGACUUGCAACGAAUUCUACAGAAAGCCGAACGGAGAGGAUUUCCAGGAAUGAUUGGUAGCAUCGACUGCAUGCACUGGCAAUGGAAGAAUUGCCCAACCGCUUGGCAGGGAGAUUACGGAAAUCGGAAAGGCCAAAAAAGUAUCAUCCUUGAAGCUGUUGCAGGAUUCGAUACAUGGGUUUGGCACGCCUUCUUCGGAGUUGCUGGAUCACAAAAUGACUUGAACGUCCUAGGUCAAUCCCCGGUGUUCAACGAUGUUUUGAGAGGAGAAGCCCCCAAAGUCACAUAUGAAAUCAAUAAUACCGUCUACCAAAAUGGGUAUUAUCUAGCUGACGGCAUCUACCCGAGAUGGACAACAUUUGUGAAAUCAAUUCCGCAUCCCCGAACCCAGAAGCAAAAAAAUUUUGCUACCCAUCAAGAGAGUUACAGAAAAGAUGUGGAGAUGUGCUUUGGUAUCCUCCAAGCUCGGUGGGCGAUCAUUAGAGGUGCGGCACGUAUGUUUGAUGAGGAGGUGUUGAGGAGCAUAAUGAUGACAUGCAUCAUCCUCCAUAACAUGAUUGUGGAGGAUGAGUAUGAUUACGAAGUUGAAGAGGUGUACGAAGAGGAUCCCAUGAACACGGCCUUGACAAGAAUUUAUGAAAAACCCAUAGGGCCAAAUGGAGAACCAUUGGAGCAUGAACCAUUGGUUAGAGAUGGUCGUUUCAUGCACCAUAUGAUUGAUCGAUAUACGGAGAUGCAAUCGUCGUAUAUUCAUGAACGCCGUCAAGUUGACUUAAUGGAGCAUUUAUGGGCGGUGAAAGGCAAUGACGGUGAAUGA
This is a messenger RNA of Prunus avium (sweet cherry), 1359 nucleotides long. The record is from RefSeq and is a predicted model, not a curated record. NCBI's taxonomy places the organism in Eukaryota, Viridiplantae, Streptophyta, Magnoliopsida, Rosales, Rosaceae.